CUCAAGCAAGCACCCUGGCCAGUAGUUGCAAGUAUAUAAGCGCGAUGUCCCUGGCGCUCUGCUGCCAUGCAUCCAACUCCCCAAAACCUCACUCUCGCAUGCAGGAGCAGGAACACCAACACUGACGGCACACAGCGUCAUUUGGACCGUGUGUGCUUGAUCGAUCUUUUGCACAGCCGCGUUCGUCCUCCGGGAACGAUUGGAUAGCUAAGUAAGAAAGGAAGCCAUGGGUUGCUUGUUCCGGCGGCUGUUCCCGUUCCUGGCCGGCGCCGCCGUCGGCGUGUACGCGGCGCAGAACUACAAGGUGCCCAACGUCCGCGGCCUCGUCGACCGCGGCGUCGACGCCGCCAGGCGCUACGAGGAGGCCUACCGCAAGAAGCCAUCUUCGGCAGCUGACGCCGCCGCCGCCGGUGGGAGCGCGAGCGGCAGGAAGAAGAAGGUGGUGGAGGUGGACAUCGACGACGACGAACAGUAGCUGGCUGUAGCUUAUUACCACAAUACCACCGAUGUACAUCGUUGUACUACACUGUGUUGUACUUCUACUUAUUUGCAGUGUGAGGGAAUUAUUAUGUUGGAGCAAUGAAGAUUUCGUUAAUUA
This is a messenger RNA of Panicum virgatum (switchgrass), 598 nucleotides long. RefSeq lists its product as uncharacterized. The transcript has a single exon. Bases 227 to 475 code for a protein of 82 amino acids. The record is from RefSeq and is a predicted model, not a curated record. NCBI's taxonomy places the organism in Eukaryota, Viridiplantae, Streptophyta, Magnoliopsida, Poales, Poaceae.